GCCGCGUGGCAACCCCGGCCCCGCGGCCCGUCGGCGCCCUCGCCCCCCGCGCCCGGCGCACCACGUGUCCGCACUGCCCUUCGACCGCCCGCCCGGGGCUUGCCGAGUCGCACCCACGAGAUUUGGUUUCCCUCUUCCCUGGCUGUUGUAAUCUUAAACCGCCGGGAGCCCAAGGCCUAUAUUUAUAGAGAAACGCGUGUCCCGAAGGCCGCCGUGGGCAGCAUCUGUUUGCCUCCUAAAGGAUUUUUAAUCCUUCGGAAGGGGAUUCCCAUUUUAAUUUUUUUUUUUCUUUUGGGAAUUUGGAGCUUCAAACCAGGACAGCUGAAAAUCACAAACUCCCAGGGAGGGCCAUAUUGUUUUUGAGAGCCUUUUGUCUGAGGUGUUGCAGCCCCGUGCGAGCUGCCCUGAACUCCUGUUUCCCGUCCGGUCUCUGAGCCUACCUACUCCAGCUCGUCGUAGCCUCGCUCUGUGCCACCUGUGAGCCGCGGUGCGGGCCACGGCUCUGAGAGGGGCCCCUUUUGUCCUUUGGUGGGCCCUCUAAGAAGUCCUCCUGGCGGGGCUCGGGGUGGUGGGGGCUGGGGAGAUGAACGCUGCGGCCAGCAGCUACCCCAUGGCCUCCCUGUACGUGGGUGACCUGCACUCGGACGUCACCGAGGCCAUGCUGUAUGAAAAGUUCAGCCCUGCGGGGCCUGUGCUGUCCAUCCGGGUCUGUCGAGAUAUGAUCACUCGCCGCUCCCUGGGUUAUGCCUACGUCAACUUCCAGCAGCCAGCUGACGCUGAGCGGGCCUUGGACACCAUGAACUUUGAUGUGAUUAAAGGAAAGCCAAUCCGUAUCAUGUGGUCUCAGAGGGAUCCCUCUUUGAGAAAGUCUGGUGUGGGAAACGUCUUCAUCAAGAACCUGGACAAAUCUAUAGAUAACAAGGCACUUUAUGAUACUUUUUCUGCUUUUGGAAACAUUCUGUCCUGUAAGGUGGUGUGUGAUGAGAACGGCUCUAAGGGUUAUGCUUUUGUCCACUUCGAAACCCAAGAGGCUGCCGACAAGGCCAUCGAGAAGAUGAAUGGCAUGCUCCUCAAUGACCGCAAAGUGUUUGUGGGCAGAUUCAAGUCUCGCAAAGAGCGGGAAGCUGAGCUUGGAGCCAAAGCCAAGGAAUUUACCAAUGUGUAUAUCAAGAACUUUGGGGAAGAGGUGGAUGAUGAGAGUCUGAAAGAGCUAUUCAGCCAGUUUGGUAAGACACUAAGUGUCAAGGUGAUGAGAGAUCCCAGUGGGAAAUCCAAAGGCUUUGGCUUUGUCAGUUACGAAAAACACGAGGAUGCCAAUAAGGCUGUGGAAGAGAUGAAUGGAAAAGAAAUCAGUGGUAAAGUCAUAUUUGUAGGCCGUGCUCAGAAGAAAGUGGAACGGCAGGCAGAGUUAAAACGGAAAUUUGAGCAGCUGAAACAGGAGAGAAUUAGUCGAUAUCAGGGGGUGAAUCUCUACAUUAAGAACUUGGAUGACACUAUUGAUGAUGAGAAAUUAAGGAAAGAGUUUUCUCCUUUUGGAUCAAUCACCAGUGCUAAGGUGAUGCUGGAAGAUGGAAGAAGCAAAGGGUUUGGCUUCGUCUGCUUCUCAUCUCCUGAAGAGGCAACCAAAGCAGUCACUGAGAUGAAUGGACGCAUCGUGGGCUCCAAGCCACUGUAUGUUGCCCUGGCCCAGAGGAAGGAAGAGAGAAAGGCUCACCUGACCAACCAAUAUAUGCAGCGGGUGGCUGGAAUGAGAGCACUCCCUGCCAAUGCCAUCUUAAAUCAGUUCCAGCCUGCAGCUGGUGGCUACUUUGUGCCAGCAGUCCCACAGGCUCAAGGAAGACCUCCGUAUUAUACACCUAACCAGUUAGCACAGAUGAGGCCUAAUCCACGCUGGCAGCAAGGCGGGAGACCUCAAGGCUUCCAAGGAAUGCCAAGUGCUAUACGCCAGUCUGGGCCUCGUCCAACUCUUCGCCAUCUGGCUCCAACUGGGUCUGAGUGCCCGGACCGCUUGGCUAUGGACUUUGGUGGGGCUGGUGCCGCCCAGCAAGGGCUGACUGACAGCUGCCAGUCUGGAGGCGUUCCCACAGCCGUGCAGAACUUAGCGCCUCGUGCUGCUGUCACUGCUGCUGCUGCUGCUCCUAGAGCUGUUGCACCAUACAAAUACGCCUCCAGUGUCCGCAGCCCUCAUCCUGCAAUACAGCCUCUGCAGGCACCCCAGCCUGCAGUCCAUGUGCAGGGGCAGGAGCCUCUGACUGCCUCCAUGCUGGCCGCAGCACCCCCCCAAGAACAGAAGCAGAUGUUGGGUGAGGUUUUGUCGCCACUCAUCCAAACAAUGCAUUCAAGGACCGGCCUGGAAGAACGGGAAUUCUGCUGGAUGAUCGAUAACUCUGAACUGAUGCACAUGCUGGAGUCCCCUGUCUCUUCCCGCUCCAAGGUGAGCUGCUGGAUGGAAGCUGUGGGCAGUUUACAGGCUCAUCAUGCCAAGAAAGAAGCUCCAGAAAGUGGUGCUGUUGCUGCUUGCUACCUCUACACACGCAAAACUAAUGUUUGGACAUUGAUUUUCUGCAGUGUUUUCAUUAGAAUGUCUUCCUAA
Microcebus murinus (gray mouse lemur) is the source of this 2593-nucleotide messenger RNA. The record is from RefSeq and is a predicted model, not a curated record. Lineage: Eukaryota; Metazoa; Chordata; Mammalia; Primates; Cheirogaleidae.